GGGUCCCAUCAAAACACUCAAUGUUGGAGUGGAGCCAGAAGAAAAAAGACAUUGUUCUGUGAGCAGGACUGCAUCUCCAUGGACUGGAUCUGUAACUUUUCAUCAUCUGCUCGUCUCCAUGAAGGAAAAAAAAGAAAUCAGGAAUGCGCUCCACACCUCCACGCUGGCUCCGUGUUUGAUCCAGGUUGUGUAGCAUUCCAGCUGCGUGUUCAGACACUUCUCCCUGAAACCGAAAAGAAAAUAUCAACAUGUACUCCCUAUUCCCACUCGCCCCGAAGGAAUCACAUGUCUCUACUGGACCUAAUAUCAAAACAGACCGAUCCGCUGCAGCGCUGGUGUGGAGCAUAGGACCUGCUUUAUAUGGGACCGCGCUAGUAUAGAACUGACCCCCCUUUUGCCCCCCUCUCCCCAUGGCCUGUCACUGCCCCUCUUCACGAUCCUAUACUGUGGUCAUUAUACCCCUCAAGACCACCCUGUCCAGUCUGGAUGCCCUGCGCUUCUACCUGUGGGUAAAGCGUCUGAAGGACUUGGAGCAGGAGAAGGACGCCCUGUGGUGUGGUCUGGAGAUUCUGGAGAAGGCCAGACUCUGGUACCUGCAGCGGCUACAGGAGAACAGGCACAGACAGGACUACAGUGCCCCCACACGCACUUCAGAGGCGGACUCGUGCCUCCUGAGGUCUCGGAUCCAGCGGGCAAAUGGUUCUUUAGGUUCAGUGAUGAAUGAGCCCAAUGUGACCAGCAGCACACACUCACUGCCUGAAGCUGUGGAGGACAGUGACCUCCGGUGGCAUAACACAUUACUGACUAAGGAGGUCAGUGAGAUGAAUCAUCAGAUUUGUUUGCUGCAAAAGGAGAAGGAUGCGCUCUUGGAACAACUGGAAGACCUGAGAGCCCACUGACAAUGAAUAAACAGAACCUGUUGUAAAUAUGUAUUUAAAAUAAACAUUAUAUUAAAUAAUAA
Messenger RNA from Boleophthalmus pectinirostris (great blue-spotted mudskipper), 961 nucleotides. It is a transcript of the gene sapcd1, whose product is annotated as suppressor APC domain containing 1. NCBI's taxonomy places the organism in Eukaryota, Metazoa, Chordata, Actinopteri, Gobiiformes, Gobiidae. The record is from RefSeq and is a predicted model, not a curated record. The coding region runs from base 411 to 899 and encodes 162 amino acids. The transcript has 7 exons.